Molecule: messenger RNA, 1071 nt
Organism: Xiphias gladius (swordfish)
Lineage: Eukaryota; Metazoa; Chordata; Actinopteri; Istiophoriformes; Xiphiidae
Product: nuclear receptor subfamily 0 group B member 1-like
Exons: 2
Coding region: 30-803 (257 amino acids)
Biological process (GO): negative regulation of transcription by RNA polymerase II
Cellular component (GO): nucleus; cytoplasm
Molecular function (GO): transcription factor binding; transcription corepressor activity
Source: RefSeq, a predicted model, not a curated record
UAAUCAAUCGGGCCGAUUGGACGAGCGUCAUGUCGUGUUGUGGGUGUAAAGCCAGCGAGGACACAGCGCGGAGCAGCAUCCUCUACAGCAUCCUGAACAGAGGCUCUCCGUGUCCGCGGGGACAACCGGAGACAUCCGCGGCGCACCAGCUUUGCUUCUGCGCCUCCAAGAGGAAACUGGUGGCCAUUCGGGUUUUCAAAGCGGCCUCCGAGGUGCUCGCGAAAACUUUUAGGUUUGUGAAAAAUGUACCGUGUUUCCGGGGUUUGCCGGCGGGGGACCAGAUGCGGCUUGUGCGCAAGAGCUGGGCGCCGCUGCUGGUUUUGGGCAUGGUGCAGGAAUCCGUGGACCUGGACACGCCGGAGACGCCCCAGCCCAGUCUGUUAUACAGGAUUUUAACGCACAGCAAAGAGCGACAGCUGUGCGCUCCGACCGAGAUUCAAGACUCCGGGGUGCCGGUCAGGGACGCGGAGGGGAUCCAAAUGUUUCUGGUCGGGUGUAGAGGACUGAGGAUCAGCGUUAAAGAGUAUGUGUUUCUGAAAGGAGCGAUACUGUUCACCCCGGAGGUGUUGGAGUUGGAGUGUCGGGAGUACGUCCAGGCGCUUCAGGGAGAGGCUGAGCGUGCGCUUUACGAGCACGUGAGGACAGUCCACCGCGGUAACGCCGGCCGGCUCAGCAGACUCCGCGCGAUCCUGAACACGCUGCGUGCCAUGGACCCGGAUGCAGUGGCGGGACUCUUUUUCAGACCCGUGACCGGGACGAGCUGCGUAGAUGAACAUGUGCUCGCUAUGUUUUACGAGCGGUAGACUGAAAAUCUAAAAUAAAGAUAGAAGUCUGGGAAUGAACGAUAGAAGCGAGAUUUGAGUUUCAUGUAGGCUAAUCAUAUAUUCAUACAUCUGUCUUUAUUUUCCUUUUAAAUUUGUAGAGUUUACUAUCAGUUUUCAUUGCUCAGUGCAUCACCUGCACAUUAUGAAUAUUGGUGGAUGAAAACAGACAUGCUCUACAUCAUGACUCUGUGUUUUGUGACGACAUUGAGGACCACUCCAGAAACAAUGACCAUAAUAAAAAGACUGA